Rhinolophus ferrumequinum (greater horseshoe bat) is the source of this 3488-nucleotide messenger RNA. RefSeq names its product calpain 1 (gene CAPN1). Gene Ontology annotation, molecular function: calcium ion binding; calcium-dependent cysteine-type endopeptidase activity. Gene Ontology annotation, biological process: proteolysis. Bases 634 to 2781 code for a protein of 715 amino acids. The record is from RefSeq and is a predicted model, not a curated record. Gene Ontology annotation, cellular component: cytoplasm. NCBI's taxonomy places the organism in Eukaryota, Metazoa, Chordata, Mammalia, Chiroptera, Rhinolophidae. The transcript is spliced from 22 exons.
GCGGCUAGGCUAGUGUCCCCAAAGUCAGAGAAAGGACCUGAAGAGGAGGAACCACAGGAGUACCCCAACCCCCAAUUUCUUUUCUUAGCUCUUCCACUUCUUACAGUUCCGUAGGCAGGAUCUCCCGUUCUAGGUGGGCCUACAGUCCGGCUCGCAGCCUCUGCCGCCCCCUCCAGGGUAAGACCACACAUGGGCGCUCCCAGGAGAGUGGGUCGAGGGCUAAGGGGAAAAGGGAGGAUGUCUGCCUCUCGCAGUUUGCCGGUUUAAGAAACCCCACAGCGCAAGAGGAAAGUGGGCCCCUACAGUUGUUCACCUCCGUCCCAUUCGCUGCACGAACCGGGAAGCCAAGGCCGACAGAGGCAGGCACUCACCCAAGGUCAUACAACAAGGCGCGGCCUAGGGGGCCAGUUUCCUGCUCCCGGCCCGGAUUCACGGAGCCGCUAAGUCGGAGUGGCGGUUCUGGGAGCCUCUUCCCCAGGUAGCCAGGGUGGGGAGUCGGCCCCGCACGAGAAGCCGGCUGCAGCUGCUGCAGAGCGGACCGAGCCAGGUGGGGCUGCCGUUUGCCGAGCGUCCGGCAGGGGUCCACUCACCGCCAGCCCGGACCCUCCGCCGAGCAGCUGCUGCCGCCGGAGCAUGGCUGAGGAGUUUAUCACCCCAGUGUAUUGCACUGGGGUGUCUGCACAAGUGCAGAAGCAGCGGGCCAAGGAGCUGGGCCUGGGCCGCCAUGAAAACGCCAUCAAGUACCUGGGCCAGGAUUACGAGCAGCUGCGGGCUCAAUGUCUGCAGAGUGGGGCCCUCUUCCGUGAUGACGCCUUUCCCCCAGUGCCCCAGAGCCUGGGCUUCAAGGAGCUGGGCCCCAACUCCUCCAAAACCUAUGGCAUCAGGUGGAAGCGUCCCACGGAGAUGCUCUCCAACCCCCAGUUCAUCGUGGAUGGAGCCACCCGCACAGAUAUCUGCCAGGGAGCGCUGGGGGACUGUUGGCUCCUGGCUGCCAUUGCCUCUCUCACCCUCAAUGACACCCUCCUGCACCGAGUGGUUCCACAUGGCCAAAGCUUCCAGGAUGGCUAUGCCGGUAUCUUUCAUUUCCAGCUGUGGCAGUUUGGGGAGUGGGUGGACGUUGUCGUGGAUGACCUGCUGCCCACCAAGGACGGAAAGCUGGUAUUUGUGCACUCUGCCGAAGGCAAUGAGUUCUGGAGUGCCCUGCUUGAGAAGGCCUAUGCCAAGGUAAACGGCAGCUAUGAGGCCCUAUCGGGAGGCAGUACCUCGGAGGGCUUCGAAGACUUCACAGGAGGUGUCACCGAGUGGUACGAGCUGCGCAAGGCGCCCAGCGACCUCUAUCAAAUCAUCCUCAAGGCGCUGGAGCGGGGCUCCCUGCUGGGCUGCUCCAUCGACAUCUCCAGUGUUCUGGACAUGGAGGCCAUCACCUUCAAGAAGCUGGUGAAGGGCCAUGCCUACUCUGUGACUGGGGCCCAGCAGGUGAACUACCAGGGCCAGAUGGUGAACCUCAUCCGGAUGCGGAACCCCUGGGGCGAGGUGGAGUGGACCGGAGCCUGGAGUGAUGGCUCCUCGGAGUGGAACAAUGUGGACCCUUAUCAACGGGAGCAGCUCCGGAUCAAGAUGGAAGAUGGGGAGUUCUGGAUGUCAUUCCGAGACUUCAUGCGAGAGUUCACCCGCCUGGAGAUCUGCAACCUGACGCCCGAUGCCCUCAAGAGCCGGAAGUUCCGUAAAUGGAACACCACCCUCUACGAUGGCACCUGGCGGCGGGGGAGCACUGCAGGGGGCUGCCGGAACUUCCCAGCCACCUUCUGGGUGAACCCUCAGUUCAAGAUCCGGUUGGAGGAGAUAGAUGACGCGGACGAUGACUACGGAGGUCGCGAGUCAGGCUGCAGCUUUGUGCUCGCACUCAUGCAGAAGCAUCGCCGCCGUGAGCGCCGCUAUGGGCGUGACAUGGAGACAAUCGGUUUCGCAGUCUAUGAGAUCCCUCCGGAGCUGGCGGGCCAGCCAGCGGUGCACCUGAAGCGUGACUUCUUCCUGGCCAAUGCAUCGCGGGCCCGAUCAGAGCAGUUCAUCAACCUGCGGGAGGUCAGCACCCGCUUCCGCCUGCCGCCUGGGGAGUACGUGGUGGUGCCCUCCACCUUCGAGCCCAACAAGGAGGGUGACUUUGUGCUGCGCUUCUUCUCGGAGAAGAGCGCUGGGACAGAGGAGCUGGACGACCAGAUCCAGGCCAAUCUUCCUGAUGAGCAAGUGCUCUCAGAAGAGGAGAUUGAUGAGAACUUCAAGUCCCUCUUUAGACAACUGGCAGGAGAGGACCUGGAGAUCAGCGUCAAGGAGCUGCAGACCAUUCUGAACAGGAUCAUCGGCAAACACAAAGACCUGCGAACCAAGGGUUUCAGCCUGGAGUCCUGCCGCAGCAUGGUGAACCUCAUGGAUCGGGACGGCAAUGGGAAGCUGGGCCUAGUGGAGUUCAACAUCCUGUGGAACCGUAUCCGGAAUUACCUGUCCAUCUUCCGGAAGUUUGACCUGGACAAGUCAGGCAGCAUGAGUGCCUACGAGAUGCGGAUGGCCAUCGAGUCUGCAGGCUUCAGGCUCAACAAGAAGCUGUACGAGCUCAUUAUCACUCGCUACUCGGAGCCCGACCUGGCUGUGGACUUUGACAACUUUGUGUGCUGCCUGGUGCGGCUGGAGACCAUGUUCCGGUUUUUCAAAACUCUGGACACAGAUCUGGAUGGAGUCGUGACCUUUGACCUGUUUAAGUGGUUACAGCUGACCAUGUUUGCAUGAGGCGGGGCUUAGGCCGCCUUGCUGUGUCCCUUUUCCUUCAUCUGCCAAGCCAUGCCUUCUCGUCACACCACACCAGGCCACACCAGCUGCAAGUGCCUUCCUCGGAGCAGGAGGUGGCCUCGCCUUCUAUCCCCUCACCUCCCAGCUGUCACGGUUCGUCUGCUCUGGGCUGAGCUGUGUGGCCCUCCCUGCUCCAUUGGCCGUGGGCUCAGUUGGACACCCCCAGCCCCUUCUGUUGCCAAACCAGGAAGGCAGCUUUCGCUUAUUCCCGCCUCAGGAUGGAGCUCCAGGAGGAGCUGACAGCCCCAGACCUCCCAGCAUCCUGCUGUGUCCUCUCCCCUCACUCCGGAGGCCACCCACCUGGCCUCGCCUACACACUUUAAACCAUAACCACUAAAGCUCUACACAGUCUGUAUUGUAGCGUGUAGAGCCCCCUCCCAGCUGGGGUUGUCUCCCCAGGGCUGGGAUCGUCUGUUCCUUCCUGUGCAGAAGCCAAUGCGCCUCUCUGCCCCAUGGCCUGGCCCCAUGUCCUGCCCUGGCGUGGGGGUGGUCAGGCCUUCCCUUCCCCUCCCUCCCUUAUUUUUUAUAUUGGUGAUUUUAAAGGGGACUCUUCAGGGACUGGUGAACCAGUUAUGGGGGUGCACCUGGGUCUAGGGUGGGUGGUCUCCUGUUUCCAUGCAGAAAAACCCCAAAUAAUAAAGGAAGAA